AUGGAACGAACUGUAGACAACGGAAGAGCCUUCAAGGCCAAGUUCCGGCAGCGCAUACGAAGUAAUGGCGUCAAACCCUCGACGCCGCAGGAACAUCCGCGGCCUCCCUUACCCAAGGCCCAGCAAUAUAACUAUCUCUACGGCAGAGACCAAAAAGCAAAUAUUCUCAACGUCAUUUCCGUUAUCAGCGAAGAAAUCCCACCGAAUAAGAGGAUUUCAGUCUAUCCAAGAAUCGGAUUGGACGAUGCUCCAGUUAUUGGCCGCGGGGCCACAUUCGAGGUCUUGACAAAGAACUGGCAGAAGAAUGGAGAAUUAAAGCGUGUCGCUGUCAAACGCAUAAGACGAGAUCAUAUCCCCUGCAGAAACCCAGGCCUUCCAUUACAGGAUGAUUACGUAUACCUGAAAGAGCGGGAUGUCUUCUAUUCAAAAGUUGAGGACAUUUUGCAAGAGCUUAGGAUCAUGGCAAAUGAAGACUUGGCGUGGGACUCGAUCGACGACACUCUGUUUGCUCCCAUCAUGAUCGUCGAGCUUGCUAGUUUAGAAACACCCACGAUUCAACAUUAUUUUCAAGCAAGAGAGAAAACGCAGCCCCUUUGUGUUUCAACCGUCCGCUCCUUCAUUGCCGAUGUCGCUGAUGGAUUAACCGCUCUUCAUUUCUCCAACGUGCUACAUUCUGAUCUCAAACCGUCCAAUAUAUUGCUGUUUCAUUAUCAAUCGUCAGAGGCUCUGGUUGCUAAGAUCAGCGAUUUUGGGUACGCGGAUUCUGAUCGGAUGAUAAGAAAAGAAGACAGCGAAGUAAGAGGAGGGACUAGGGAAUGGGCUGCACCUGAAUUGCUAUCAGGGUGCCCUCAGUCCAUCCGUACGCUGGCACGAGUCGCUCCUACAGUCAGCGAUGUUUUCUCAUUUGGUCUUCUAGCCUUCUACAUGGGGACGGGAGGCGUUAGCCCAGCGAAGAUUGGAGGCUGGACAAUGGACCAACUUGACGAGAUCAAGUUCAAUGGGGAUACCUUCAGGGAGCUACAAAAGCAUUCAGCUGUAAAUAUAUCCGACCUUGGCAAUUCUCUCUUCAAUGAAGAGCCCUUGGUCUCUGCAGUACGAGACAGUCUGAGGUUGGAACCGACACAGAGGCUGGCAACUCUUGGAGGGAUGAGAUCUGUGUUGUUCGGAAGUGAUCAGUAUAAAAAGGAGAAGAUGGAGCAUAGGUUCCGAGCGCGUCCGUUUGUUAGUUUCGUAUCUCGCUCGCUGCCUCUCAGCAGUAUCGUCCACCCGAAUCUCUCUCUCAAUAAAAUUGCGCUAGAUAGCUUACCUAAAAAGCUCCGAAUCCAAGCCGAAAAGUUGGUUGGCAGCGAAACUGGGCUCUUUGAGCCAAUGGCUCACAGUCUCCGCCGAGGCCAGUUCUUCCCUAAGACCUACAAGACCCAGGAAGACACGACACAGCCAGAACGAGUUGGGCGUCUCUCAAUCGAUCAGAUACAAUAUUUCCCCUCGCUCGCUGGUGAAAUCUUUGCCAUUGGGAAGGUAGCAUUAGGCCAAACCUUCACAGCUGAAUCGGCAGUCGCCGACCUAUUGCAGACGGAAUGUAUAGAAAGGCCAAGAAUAUUCACUUUGAUUGAUGGCAAUAAUAUCAGUGCUGUCCAGCAAGAGCUUCUUCUCGACUCAUCCCAAGCCAUGAUACAACUACCGAUGGAGUCUGGAGGUUGGUAUCCUCUUCAUCUAGCAGCAGAAUUAGGCAGAGUUGAGAUUGUGAAACUCCUGCUGAAUACGGAGGGAGUUGGGUGUGACGUCCGUUCUGGGCAAUGCCAACUGACCCCACUGCACCUAGCAGUCAACUCCGAAGAACCAGCAGUUGUUCAGCUUCUUUUAGAUUCUGGCGCUCAGAUUGAUGCCAGAUAUUACAUUCCGAAUUCGGGGUACAUAAGAGAUAUGACACCGCUAGACCUUGCAGUCGAAGCCUACGAUGAAUCAAGGGGUGGUAUAAAGCAGCGUAUGAAAAUCAUUAGACUCCUUCUACAUCGCGGGGCCGACUACUUGCACAACAAUGCCGGCAGAGGUUUCUCGGUUGUAUUCAGGGCAGCUCUAAAAAGCCUGGAUUUGCUGAAAGUCUUUUUCGAUUCCAUCCCCCCAGAGGAAGCGAGGCUGUUGGUGACAAUUAUUGAUGAUCUGGGGAGUACACUUCUGUCUUCUGCUGCUGGUGCGAGGCAGGUAGAGACUGUCAAAUACCUCCUGUCAAAAGGAGCCGAUCCAGGUGCACGUGAUCGCCUUGGGAGGACCAUCUUUGUCCGGCUCGAAGGAGAUCGGGUUUUCAAGGGCUCGGCCCUCGGAAUCGUGGAUCAAGCAAUGCCUUACCUUAGUGGGAAUACUCCCCGCCAAUGGGACAAAGGGACCGACGAGAUUAUUGACCUUAUAAAGGCAACGGGAAGUCUAGAGGCUACAGCUUACGAUGAUUUCUGCUUUUCGUCGACAGAAAUACAUGAAAUGUUUGGGAGAGCCCGCCUUCGAUCCUCCAAAUCCUUCGCAUCCAAGCUCCUGGAUGCCCUCAAAUCACCAUCAUUCGGUCGAAGGCUUCAUCAUUCGAUGAUUAUCUUUAGAGAGAUAAGUUCGCAGGUUCACAAGUUUGAAUCCUUAGAUCUUGAAGCCGAGGCACUUCAGUUGAAAAAGCAGUUAUUGGAGUGGCAGCAAAAUCGCCAAACAGGCCGCAUUCCAAUGGAUGUGUUGCCUGAAGAAUGGCGAAGAGGUUUGAGAUAUUUCGGGAACAUUUCUCCCGGAAUCUGGGAAGAAUUAUUUAUAAAGGACGAAUUACCCCAGUUGGUAGAGCUCCUGAAUCUCACGUUGGUCUCAUUGCUUGAUGCAUUCUUUCGCCACAAUGGAUUUCAAGUAAUCUACCAGUUUGUGAAUUUCCUAGAAGAGGUUGACAAAAGAGGGCUUCUGACUGAGUUCUUCAAUGCCAUAUACACUUUAUGCAGGUCUCUCCUUGCCUUGCGAAAGCAUGACCCGAGAUCCAUGUUGCGUAAAGGCCUCCUUGGGAUGCACGUGAGGGAUGUUUGGAAAAUUCUCAAGACCGGGGAAAUUCUGGAUCGUCUUUUCAAUUUGCUGGUCGUCACUGGGAUGAAAGAAACAGUUGAUCAAACUAUCAACCAUCUUCCCGUUGUUUUUGAAGCCAGAGCGGUGGCACCUCUGGCAUCAACAAUUCAGACACUUCGGCUUGCAGAGCGAUAUCCUGGGUCUCAGAUGUUCGUCACGGGGACAAGUUUGAACAUUCCGCCUUUUAGGAUACUCAUCGCCCUCUUGCAGAUUGUCAUUUUCACGUUACCCGCAAUAGCAUACACGUCACAAUGGCUCCUCGUCUUUUGGCAACACUCAAGCAUGAACAUAUUUUUACUAUUGGCCAUCUGGAGGACUAGAAGACCCAGCGACUGGGUGUUGUUUGAUAAUUUUCAAAUUCAUCCAAACGUAGGUCGCGGCAUCAGAGCUGUGCUCGCUCUUAUCAUCUUUAGAUUGAGACAUCCCUGGGUCUUAGAGGAGCCCUUGAUCAUAUCAGUUCCACACCAGUCAGGGGAGCGAGUAGAUAUCGCGUCGGCAAUGCAUUACAUUCCUGCAGGUCGAUCGAACGUUUUCUACUUCCUUUCGAUAUCAAACUGUCCAAAGCUUGAGUCGAUCCCGUGUUACACAGCCAUGGGAGAACUCAUGGAUGGCUGGAAAAAUGGAACACUUCCAAGAAAAGGCUGGUGCAACGGUUGGUGGGAGUUGAAUCAAUUCGACGAAUGGGUGAGAAUCAAUGCCGCCGGUAAGCCAAGCCUGAGCAGUUAUAGCGAGGCAUCAAAGCAUAUCAAGGAGAUUCUCUCACGUAAACAACGUGAUGAAGUGUAUGAGAGCUUCCUACGUGAGAGAGACUAUUGGUUAGAUACCCCUGCCGAACAAUUGAGCAAAAUGAAACAGGUUUUCGGUGAGGAAAACGACGAUUGCUUUCAGAUUUGGGCGAGAUUAUACCUUCGAGAACCAAUUCCUCGAUUGUCAUAUUCGUACCUUUCUUUGCCUGCCUUGCACAAUUUUCUUCAAUCUGUGGCAGACUACAGCUGGAUGUAA
Molecule: messenger RNA, 4083 nt
Organism: Clonostachys solani
Lineage: Eukaryota; Fungi; Ascomycota; Sordariomycetes; Hypocreales; Bionectriaceae
Source: the annotation of a GenBank genome assembly